GCCCUGGAACCAACCCAUCACUCAACAGAGGAAGAGGAAGACCCUGGAACCCAGAUAGUUUCAGAGGAGAGAAAGAGCGAAACAAUGGAAGGUUCCUCGGAUAAGAAGAUAACCCAACCUCUCUCAAGACCAAAGGGUGGCUUCCGCACCAUGCCUUUCAUCAUAGCAAAUGAGGCGUUUGAGAGGGUUGCAAGCCACGGGCUUAUGCCAAAUAUGAUAUUAUACUUGAUGAAAGAGUACAACAUGAGCACAGCAACUGGAACCAGUAUUUUGUUCUAUUGGUCUGCACUAACGAAUUUCAUGCCCAUUAUUGGUGCUUUCCUUUCCGAUUCUUGUCUGGGUCGGUUUGCAUUGAUCGGACUUGGGUCCAUCUCUAGCCUUCUGGGAAUGAUAUUGCUAUGGCUAACAACCAUGGUUCCUCAAGCAAAGCCUCUCAGUUGCAAUGCACCCUCUGAAAGGUGCCAAUCUCCAACGCCAGCCCAACUAGUUCUCCUGUUUUCCUCCUUUUGCCUCAUGUCUGUUGGAGCUGGAGGCAUCCGGGCAUGCUCCAUGGCUUUUGGUGCGGAUCAGUUGGACCAGAGAGAUAAGCCUGCAAAUAAAAGAGUCUUGGAGAGUUUUUUCAAUUGGUAUUACGCCUUGACCACCUUCUCAGUCUUGGUUGCCAUAACUCUUAUCGUAUAUAUUCAAGAUCACAUGGGAUGGAAAGUGGGUUUUGGAAUUCCUGCAAUUCUCAUGUUAUUAUCUACUCUUCUGUUCUUUUUGGCAUCUUCCUUCUAUGUCAAGAUGAAUGCCAACAAGAGCCUGCUAACUGGGUUUAUUCAAGUUCUCGUGGUGGCCUUCAAAAACAGGCGUCUGAUGUUCCCUCCCAAUAACAGCAACAGACAGUACCAUCACAGGAGGGGUUCCAGUCUUGUAGAGCCAACAGACAAAUUAAGGUUUCUAAACAAAGCCUGCAUCAUUAGAAAUGAAGAAGACUUAACCCCUGAAGGCACGGCUUCAAAACCAUGGAGUCUCUGCACAGUGGAGCAAGUGGAAGAGUUGAAAGCAAUAAUAAAGGUGGUUCCACUGUGGUCGACUGGGAUCAUGAUCGCAAUAAACAGCAACCAAUCCACAUUUCCAGUGUUACAGGCGAAGUCCAUGGAUAGACACAUCACCCCAAACUUUGAAAUCCCAGCAGGCUCUUUUGCUAUGUUUAGCGUUGGUACAUUGACGAUAUGGGUCAUCGUUUAUGAUCGUGUAGUCCUCCCAUUGCUUAAAAAGCUCACAGGAAAGCCACAUAGGCUUAGUGUCAAACAACGGAUGGGCAUCGGAUUAGUGCUCUCCUGCGUUGCCAUGGCCGUGUCUGCUGUUGUGGAGAAGGUGAGACGCAGAGCUGCUAUCCGACAGGGUUUGUCCGAUCAACCACAAGCCAUCGUAGAUAUGUCAGCCAUGUGGUUGGUGGCACAACAUUGUCUGACUGGCUUGGCUGAGGCCUUCAAUGCAAUAGGGCAAAUGGAGUUCUAUUACUCUCAGCUCCCAAAAAGCAUGUCUAGCAUUGCAACGGCUCUGUUCGGACUAGGCAUGGCUAUUGCCAACUUGUUGGCCAGUGUUAUAGUGAAGGCUGUGGAUGAGGUUACCAAACGAGGGGGAAAGGAGAGUUGGGUGUCAAGUAAUUUAAACAAGGGUCACUAUGACUACUACUACUGGCUUCUGGCUGUAAUGGGUUCAGUUAAUUUUCUCUAUUUUCUUGUUUGCUCUUGGGCUUAUGGGAGUUCUGAGGAACCAGUGAUGAGAGAUUCUAAUGAAGGUGCAGAGAUGAGAGUGAGAAACUUGUCCAGGUCUAGGGAAUUGAGGGUGAUUGCUUCACCUUGAUUUUCAUGUUCUCAAUACUCGGUGGGGAUGUGCUAUAGGACGUUGUGGGGGCACUCUUGUGAGGGGCUGAUUUGAAGUCGUCAUAUUAUUUGACAAAUGUACUUCAAGAAAUGUAAUUAUUGUAAAUGAUUCUCUUAUUUGACUUUGUUCCUCAAGCAAAAGACUCAAGCAUCCUAAAGAUGCAUUUCAUUGGACCACGUUCCCUCUUAUGCCAGGCUAGAUUAGUCGGUUCAAUCACAUCAAUGAUUGAUGUUGAGAUAAGUUACAAAAUGCCAUUAGGGUUUCUAACUACCAAGAGAAAUGAAACACAUAAACCCAUUAUUUCAAAGGUAAAGCACACUACCAAGAAAAGAAAAAUGAAACUGAUUGUCAAUUUAGAACUCCGGGGACAUAGGUGACAAGACGACAAUGAGCUCCACCAUCGGCUAUUAAAGAAGAAAAUUAAUCAAUACAUCUGGAAAGGUAUUGUAGAGUCUGGAGAUCCAAUCUCAGGUGCCCACAGUUUCACGGUUUCCGGAAAAUAUGUUGUUUCUGACGAUUUUGGCGUUUUAAUUUUGUCUUCAUUAAUAGAUCCAUAUGUGUAAGCACAGGUUACGUGACGCAGUUUUUGGGAUUUCACGCACCACCUAAUUUUAAACGUCUUGAUUCAUGCAAUUAUACAAGUAUCAUGCUUACGGAUGCCAGCUAUGGGAUGGCGGUUACAGCGUAGUGGUUGUAAUGUUGUGUGUUUUAUGAAUGAUGUACUCCAAUUAUGCUAUUACUGAUUUUUUGCAGUGUCUUUUGAGAACUUUUUCUAUCAAUUUCUUUUGCCGUUAUGUGUGGAUUGGAGGAAGGAAAUGU
Messenger RNA from Nelumbo nucifera (sacred lotus), 2691 nucleotides. RefSeq names its product protein NRT1/ PTR FAMILY 1.2. The record is from RefSeq and is a predicted model, not a curated record. Gene Ontology annotation, biological process: transmembrane transport. Lineage: Eukaryota; Viridiplantae; Streptophyta; Magnoliopsida; Proteales; Nelumbonaceae. Gene Ontology annotation, cellular component: membrane. Gene Ontology annotation, molecular function: transmembrane transporter activity.